AUUAACAAAUUUUGUAUACGCCCCCAGGAAGGCGUUGAUGAUUGAUGCUGACUCGAACUGAUACGUAAAUAGCGAUAACAAAAAUGCAUGUCGCACCAUGGCGGUAUUUGAGAAGAAAAAAAUCCUAAAAGUAACCCUAGAUGACACUGUCAAUCUUUCGUGUGUGAUCGACACUGCAGAGAAGAAAUCUGAUUACAUUGCCUAUACCCUUCGUGUUCAGAGAGGCCCUAAACCAGAGAAUUCAUGGACUCUUACUAAGAGAUACAGUGACUUUGCAUCUCUUGAUUCUCAACUCAAAGUUUCUAAUAUAGAAAUUACUCUUCCCCCCAAGAAAGUAUUUGGGAACUUCAGCAGGGAGUUUGUUGCAGAACGGCAGCAGGGUUUACAGACCUACCUGAAUGCAGUACUUGCUGAACCUCUGCUGGCUAGUUGUGUGUUUGUCAAACAGUUCCUCGAUCCAGACAACUAUACUGACAACAUUCCAGUUCUAGCCCUCCAACAUGUGUCAAUGGUGUUCCGAUCGGAGAAGAGGUGGGAGGUGGUCGAGACACUGCCGGACCUGGGCACGAGACUCCGUAAGACUUACAUGAUGGUGAAGCCUGUUGACCAGCCAAAACAGAGACAACUUCUGUCCUGGGUGGACUUUGGACCAGACAAGAACAUUCCAGAUAAAGAGUUAGCUGCUAUAUUGAAACUGUUUCCUACAAUACAGCACCCUUACAUCCUUCCAUACCCGUUUGCUGGGUGUAUUGAGAGCGGUGGCAUGGUGAUCCAGGAAUAUGUGGAGCGUGGGACGAUGCGGGAUAUGUUGUGUAAAUGUAAACCGAAGACUCACUACUUGAAAAAGUAUUGUAAGCCCAAGACAUUCAUUCCUGUAGACUUGGGUGUGGUUAAAACUCUGGGACGUAUGAUUCUAGAGAGUCUACAGUUUCUACAUGAGAAGGGGCUACCUUAUGGUCACCUCCAUGCAGGUAACCUGUUGUUCAAUGGUAAGAAGUGUCAGUUACUGGAGCUACACAACUCAUUACUGGGUCUACCAUCAUAUUACAGACCAUUUUUUAUACAGUUCAAAAAGAUCAAGACAACUGAAAUUGUGGAUGUUUACUGUUUUGGACACCUGGUAUAUGAGAUGUACUUUGGUGAGCAGCUGAAGCAGCCUACCUGUGACAAGUUUCCCCCGGACUGUCCUCCCCAGCUCAGAUCAGUUCUUGAGUCCAUUUUGACGACUGAAGCUUGUAAAAAUGGACUCCCUACAGUACAAGAUCUGUUGUCUCACACACUGUUCAGUGAUGUCACACUCCCUACAACAGACAAACCCAUCCUUAAGAUCCCUAGUAAACUGAAAGAAGCUAUCCGUCUAGCUAAGGAGGACAUGGAGAGUCGUCUUCAGGAAGAACAAAAAGUUGUUCACAAAAUUAAGAGAAUUUCCAAAGCAAAAGAAUUCCAUAUGUCUGAGGAAGAAAAAAAGAAAAGAAGAAAGUCAAAGAAGAAAGCAUUAGAGAAUGGAGUACCGGAGCCAACCACUGCCACUUCAUCAGAUUCCACUGUGUCAUCCAGUAGUUCAUCAACAAAGACGGCACCACCUUCUGUACCAGCACCCCCUCCACCUCCCCCUGCCAACCCUCCUUCUGCAGGGGUACCGGCCCCACCCCCUCCUCCACCUAUGGGUGCCCCUGCCCCUCCACCCCCACCCCCAACUGCCCCGUCUGGAGACAAGCCGGCCCCUGCAUCUGGACAGAGAGGGGCUCUCCUUAGUUCUAUCAGCGGCUUCAAGAAGGGCGGACUGAAGAAGUGUGUCACGGUGGAUAAAAGUGGUCCGAAGCUUUGACACUUUAUCCGAGCUUAUCUAUUGUUAGUUCUACUGAUGGAAAUGCCUGUCUGGACCACGAUGUUUCAUGUUUCACUACUGUGGGCAUGCCUCUGGUACAGUUUACAACCCCGUACUAUUGUACUAGGCCUAGGUGCCAUAUCUGUACUAUAUAUGAUUUAAAAAUUUCUGGCCCUUGUGUGUUUAUUAUGUGACUAAGUUAUAACUCAACUACAACAUCUUUUUUAUUUGUAAACUAUUGAAGAUAAAAUAACAGCUAUGAAUGAUGAUAAUUAUUUUGAUUUCGACAUUUUAUUGACUUAUUAUGAAUGGAAUUGGGCACAACUUAUUGGAAACCCUUCCCUUGAUGAUGAUUAUGUAGCAAGCAUAUUAUUAUGACAUCACAUAACUAAUUGUUAUGACAUCACAACAGCUUACAAUUGUCAAUUAAUCCUUAUGUAAUUUUUUAUCACAAAAAACGCCAUCUUGUCAAGAUGAAAUGCCUCACUAUUUUAGCUUUUGCUUUAUAAUUUGUGAUAUUUUUAGUUAACCCAGGAUACUCAUUAUAAGGGAAAAGUGUAUGAAUUGUGAUACUGUAGAGUAGGAGACUUGUGUGUUGCUAUUAUAUGUGGCUAUUGUAUAUAUAGUUUAAAUGAA
Pecten maximus is the source of this 2464-nucleotide messenger RNA. Its product is annotated as PX domain-containing protein kinase-like protein. The transcript is spliced from 13 exons. Gene Ontology annotation, cellular component: extrinsic component of endosome membrane; early endosome; late endosome. Bases 98 to 1828 code for a protein of 576 amino acids. NCBI's taxonomy places the organism in Eukaryota, Metazoa, Mollusca, Bivalvia, Pectinida, Pectinidae. Gene Ontology annotation, molecular function: actin binding; phosphatidylinositol binding; protein kinase activity. The record is from RefSeq and is a predicted model, not a curated record. Gene Ontology annotation, biological process: endosome to lysosome transport; protein phosphorylation; early endosome to late endosome transport.